Messenger RNA from Helianthus annuus (common sunflower), 1338 nucleotides. Its product is annotated as transcription factor RAX2. The transcript is spliced from 3 exons. Lineage: Eukaryota; Viridiplantae; Streptophyta; Magnoliopsida; Asterales; Asteraceae. The record is from RefSeq and is a predicted model, not a curated record. The coding region runs from base 34 to 1107 and encodes 357 amino acids.
AUACAUACAACCAGAAGAGAGAGAGAGAGAGAGAUGGGUAGGGCCCCAUGUUGUGACAAAGAAAAUGUAAAGAGAGGACCAUGGUCUCAUGAAGAAGAUGCAAAACUCAAGGACUUCAUUAACAAAUAUGGUACUGGUGGUAACUGGAUUGCUCUCCCUCAAAAAGCUGGUCUAAAAAGAUGUGGGAAGAGUUGUAGAUUGAGAUGGCUAAAUUAUCUGAGGCCCAAUAUUAAACAUGGUGAAUUCACUGAUGAUGAAGAUAAGAUCAUUUGCAGUUUGUAUGCUAACAUUGGUAGCAGGUGGUCAAUAAUAGCAGGUCAUCUACCAGGAAGGACUGAUAAUGAUAUCAAAAACUACUGGAACACCAAGCUCAAGAAGAAGCUUUUGGCUAUGUUUCCUUCUUUUCAAAAAAAGCCUUCUUUUUUUCCAUCUUUACCCUUCCAAUCACCAACACCCUACACAUCAAACCUGUUCUUGACCAAUAACUCUUCACCUUUUUACACUCACACAACCCCUAACUUCAUGAACUUGAGUAACAAUAUUAUCAACUCUCUCCUAACAACCACCACCCUUGUUCAAGAUCAAAUCAACUUUACACAUGAUCUCUCACCACACCAACCACUACCGAAUAGUUUGGUCACCAACAACAUUAACAACAAUGAUAGUAGCUUCUAUUUAGGGUUUCAGGAGGACCAUCAGAGCAUGUACAACUACCCUACUUCAGAUGUAAAAGAAGCCAUGCUCAUGUUUGGAAGUGCUGGUCAUGAAGGUUAUCAUGAGGUGAGUACAACUGGUUCUAGUUCUGAAGGUGGGAGUUGUUUAAGUCAAAUGAGCUAUGGAAACUGCAGUGAAAAUCAUGAUAAGAAGCAACAACACUAUGAUCAGAUCAAGCAAGAAGAUCAAUUUUCUCUUCAGGGUUUUGGAGAUCAAAGUCAGAGUUUCAUGAUUAACCACAACUACACUGAUCAGAAAGCAAAAGUGUACAAUUUGAAUAAUGUUAAUGAAAGCUCAUUGCAUAGUAAACUUGAGGAAGUGAAGCAACUCAUAAGUAAUGAUGAUGAAUACAUGACAACACGUGAUCAUAAGGAGAUAUGCUAUCAUUACUGAUGUGUUUGGUACACUUGUAAUUAAAGGAUGAAGAUAUGGAUGAGAGAGUUUGAGGAAGUUUCUUGGGGUUUGUGCUGAUUGUAGUGGAAAUCAAUGUAAUAUAUCACAGAAAAAAAAAGAGACUUAUUUGUUUUCUAAUUUCUAUAUUUGUAGUUGUGUGACAGUACAUGUACUAGCUAUUAUUUUUGUGCAUUUCUUAUUGGGGAUAUGAUAAAUAGUACUAUUUUGUCA